This is a messenger RNA of Juglans regia (Persian walnut), 3676 nucleotides long. RefSeq names its product receptor-like protein 7. NCBI's taxonomy places the organism in Eukaryota, Viridiplantae, Streptophyta, Magnoliopsida, Fagales, Juglandaceae. The transcript has 3 exons. The record is from RefSeq and is a predicted model, not a curated record. Bases 168 to 3440 code for a protein of 1090 amino acids. Gene Ontology annotation, molecular function: protein binding.
AAAUUGAAUUUCUAGCCCUCAAAACGUGAAAGAAGACAGUGGCCCGAAUCCUGUGACGGACGUUAUACUCGACACCUCUUCGAGCGGUGUAUCUUCCUGCUAUUAUUUGCGCUGUUUGCUGUUCAACUCGAUCAUUAUUGUGUGGGUGUCUCUUAUUACAGCAUUCAAUGAGAAUUCCAGUACUCCUUUCAUGGCUUUUCUUCAUGCCCAUAUGCUUACUUUCUAUCAGCUUCUAUGUUCCUAUGGUUUGCGGCAAAUGUCUUAGCAAUCAGAAAUUCUUGUUGCUCCAAUUGAAGAAUAGCCUCAUUUUUGACAAUGCUCUGUCCACAAAACUUGUGCACUGGAACAAAAGCAUCGAUUGUUGCUCAUGGGAAGGCGUGACCUGCAACAAGGGACGUGUUAUUGGUCUCGACCUCACCAAUGACUCUAUCUCAUGUCGACUUGACAAUUCAAGCAGCCUGUUCAAGCUUGAAUAUCUUCAGAAUCUGAAUUUAGCAUACAACAAUUUCAGCAGUUCUGAGAUUCCUUCAGAAAUUAACAAAUUGUCGAAUUUGGUUUAUUUAAACCUUUCGAAUACUGGGUUUGAAGGACAAAUUCCAAUUACAAUUUCGCAUUUAAAAGGAUUGGUUAGUCUCGAUUUAAGAGCUCAGUUGAUGACCUACGGCUACUUUAUGUUGAUGCUUGAGAAUCCAAAUCUAAAUAUGCUUGUUCAAAACCUUUCCAAGCUUACGGAACUUUAUCUCGAUGGUGUGGAUAUAUCGAUGCAUGGGUAUGAGUGGGGCCCAACAUUAUCAUUUUCACUACCAAAUCUAAGAGUGUUGAGCUUGUCAAGUUGUAAUCUGUUAGGGCCUUUUGAUCCGUCCUUGGCGAAUCUUGAAUCCCUCUCUGUUAUUGAUAUAAGCAAUAAUAGAUUAUGUGCUCCGAUUCCUGAUUUUUUUGCAGACUUCAAAAAUUUGACAACCUUGGAUUUCAGUGACAAUUUGUUGAAUGGCAAAUUUCCAGAAAGGAUCUUUCAAAUUCCGUCAUUGAAAAAGGUUGACCUGUCAAAAAAUCAAGAACUUGAAGGUUUCUUUCCAGAUUUUCCUUUGAAUGGAUCUCUUCAAACCCUACUCCUUAGCGUUACAAAGUUUUCAGGGUCAUUACCAUAUUCUAUUGGGAAUCUCAAAUUAUUGUCUGAACUCGAUCUUUCUUAUUGCAAUUUCAGUGGAGAAAUUCCAAAAUCAAUGGCAAAUCUAACCGAAUUGUUUCAUUUGGAGUUGUCAAUGAAUAGAUUCAAUGGAUCAAUUCCAUCAUUAAGCAUGAGCAAGAAUCUGAGAAGAAUAAUCCUUCAAGACAAUGAUUUAACAGGUCAGAUUACUUCCACUCAAUGGGUAGAUCUUUUGAAUUUGGAGGCUCUUGAUUUGAGUUACAAUUCACUAGAAGGGAGUAUUCCAGUUUCUCUUUUUUCCCUUCCAUCAUUGCAAGAAUUAUCCCUUCAAAACAAUCGAUUUUCUGGCCAACUUGAUGAAUUUUCAACUGCUCCUUCUUACCUAUUGAGUCGUCUUGAUUUAAGUCACAACAACUUGGAAGGGAAAAUUCCCAUGUCUCUGUUCAAAAUACCUUCUCUUGUGGAGCUUGAUCUUUCUUCGAAUAACUUAAAUGGCUCUUGGCAGUUUAGCAUGACUCAAAAAUUAAAGCAUCUUACCUCUCUUGAUCUUUCAUACAAUGAUCUCUCAAUUGAAUUUAGUGGAAUUAAUUUUUCACUAUUCUCUUUUCCCAAGUUUUCAACUUUGAGAUUGGCUUCUAACAAGUUGAAAAUAUUUCCAUAUUUCUUGCGAAACCAAUCUGCCUUAAACAAUCUAGACCUUUCAAACUGCCAAAUUGAUGGACAAUUACCACACUGGAUUUGGGAAUUUACUACACUGACCCGCUUAAAUCUCUCCAAUAACUACUUGAUGACUCUAGAAAGACCUUUUCUCAAUGAUUCCUUCAUGGAGGUGGUGGAUCUAAGCUCCAACAAACUCCAAGGGCAACUCCCAAGAUUUCUCCUACGUUCUGCUAAAUACUUGGAUUUAUCCAGGAAUAAUUUCCACUCGAGUAUACCAACUAGCAUGGGUAAUAUUGUUUUCCUUUUUCUUUCGAGCAAUAAAUUUUAUGGGAGUAUACCGGAAUCAAUAUGCAAUGCUACACAUCUAUGUGCUCUGGAUUUAUCUAACAAUUUCUUGAGUGGUAUGGUUCCCCAUUGCUUACCUAAGAUGAGCCGGACUAGACGUUUUGGGGAUGACGUAACUAAACUAGGGGUGCUGAAUUUAACGCAAAACAAUCUCUCGGGCAAAAUUCCUGAUACGUUUCAAAGCAAUUGUGGUUUGCAAACUUUAGAUCUUGCUGAAAACCAAUUAGAAGGAAAGUUGCCAAAAUCUUUGUCCAAGUGCAAAUAUUUGGAGUUCCUGGACAUCGAGAAUAACAACAUUGAGGAUGCUUUCCCAUGUUACUUGAGGAAUAUAUCCACGUUGCGUGUCCUUGUUUUGCGAUCAAACAAGUUCCAUGGACCUAUUGAUUGUAUGGAGUCUAUUAAUGCCACUUGGCCAAUGCUUCAAAUUAUAAACUUAGCUUCAAACAAUUUUAGUGGUAAGCUGACAGAAAAGUCCUUCGGCGUCUUGAAGGCAUUUAUGGCAGAUAAAGAUGAGGCAGAACUAGAGCUCAUUCAUCAAGAGUUUACGAUGUAUUACCCAUGGUAUCAUUUUGAUUAUCAAGAUAAGCUGAAAAUUAUUGCCAAAGGUGUAUCUCUGAAUCUGGUGAAGAUACUAACCGUUUUCACCAUCCUUGACCUUUCAUGCAACAACUUUGAUGGGCCUCUACCCAAAGAAAUUGGUAAAUUCAAAUCACUAUAUGUCCUCAACUUGUCUCAUAAUGGUUUCACAGGCAAUAUUCCACAAUCUUGGGGAGAAUUAAGUAAUCUUGAGUCACUAGACUUGUCAAGCAAUAAGCUUACUGGUGAGAUUCCUGUUCAACUUGCUGAUGGUCUAAUUUUUCUGUCUGUCCUCAAUCUUUCGUUCAAUCAAUUGUCGGGAAAAAUUCCAGAAAUCAAGCAAUUUGCAACAUUCCCAAUAUCUUCCUACAAGGGGAACAUAGGAUUAUGUGGCCUUCCUUUGGAAGAACAUUGCACAGGUGAUGGGCCCGGAUUUUCAACUCCAACAUCUGAAGAAUCUGACUCGAAUUCUGGGAUUGGAAUUGACUGGAACUUCUUAAGUGUUGAAUUGGGAUUUAUUUUUGGUUUUGCAAUUGCUGUUGGGCCUCUUAUGUUUUGGAAGAGGUGGAGGAUGUGCUACUACAAACAUGCUGAUGAUAUAUUUUUUAAAAUCUUCCCUCGGCUAUAUAUUACAAUAGAAAACCGUCGAAGGCAAUCACACAUGAACCACAGAAGAAGAGCUCACAGAAAUCAAGGACGGAGCCAUGAGUGAUAGCUUGAUAGCCAUGAGCCAUGAAUGUUAUCAGAUUUGCAGGUGAUUUAUGGGAGGUCAUGAACGGGAUUUGGAAGCAAAACUGACUGAUGUUGUCUCUAUUAUAUUUUAGCACUCGACUUUUUACUGUAAGAUUGGCAAUAAGUACUGGAUGUAUUUUUAUAUAUAGCUAGCUUUAAGUUUCAUGGAGUGGAUUAUUUAAAAAAAAAAAAGAAAAAUAGUACUACAUUUGCAAA